CGGACUGGAAGUAUCAGAAUCGUUACUUCGACCCUACGUCCAACAAUGGCACGUGCGUUACGUGGCUUACCGAGCAAUGACACGCCUUGGGUUUGGGAGGCUUGUGUCCCACACAGCACAAGCUGACCACGCUCAAUGUUUCGGAGAUGACCCGAAGUUCUCACAGGUGCACUAUCGUGGUUCUGGCUUCUUUGACCUGUUCACGUUGUGGGUCGGUGUGAUGGAUUGCGCCGCAGAUCUGCAGAGGAAGCAACCUGAGCAUUUCUUCCACGCUGUCAUCCACUACUCAGCCCUCGUCAACAACAAAGAGAAGACGUUCCGUCUACUCAUGAAGAAUCUCGGCUUGAAGUGGAGUCCAGAGGACCCCGGAGAAGACAAGGAUAAGAUCGAGAGAGCUUUGGUUGAGGACAGCCAAGCAGGAACCGUGCUGUCCGCAAAAGGCAGGAGGCCCGGUGAGAAGUGGGAACCGGACGUUUCGCCGCGCUGGGUGGGGCAGUGGGAACGAGAGUACUUUGAGGAAGUCUGUCGUCAUGCUGGGAACGAGAUCCCCGGGCCUGACUUUCUCCUUCCUGACACCAUAGUGUGAACUAGCAGUGGUCGGGAUUUUUUUCCGUCUGCUCAGAGAAUUGCAAUACGAACAAAGGAAGUGUAGUUUUGUUCUGUUGACUGGUAUAAGGGAUAAAACAGUAACUAUCUAUUGUAACAGUACUUACUAAUUGAAACGGGGCUCUUUUUAGCUUUGAAGUCGUAAGAUUUUACUGAAUUUGCUCUUAUUAUCUUUGUGAUCAUAUUUGUUUCAAAACGCAAUAGCAAAUUUAUCUGAGUAGCAUAUGCUCACAUUAGAUUGCAUUUUAAAUCAUAUCGUCGCCAGACAUGUCAUAGGGGCAAAAUUUGGACAUUUAGGUUAGGCAGAAAUAAUAAUGUUAUGGGCCUGGAAUUUUAUCGUUUGUUUCUUUUUGGUGGCACGGAAAUAAUUGAAAUUAUAUAUUGUACGUAUACAUGGUCUAAGAUACAUAAAAAAGGUCACAGACGACCGAAUACGGUGGAGAUUACAAUGGAAUAUGCAAAAGAAAUUGUCUUGAAUCGGUGAAUUCGGUACUAUUGCCAAUACC
Branchiostoma floridae (Florida lancelet) is the source of this 1112-nucleotide messenger RNA. RefSeq lists its product as uncharacterized. The transcript has 2 exons. The coding region runs from base 77 to 586 and encodes 169 amino acids. The record is from RefSeq and is a predicted model, not a curated record. NCBI's taxonomy places the organism in Eukaryota, Metazoa, Chordata, Leptocardii, Amphioxiformes, Branchiostomatidae.